AUGUCAUUUGUUCACCUGCCAACCCCACCAAUCCAACUGCUGACCCCACCAAUCCAACCGCUGACCCCACCAAUCCAACCACCGCCACCCGCCACCCAACCUGCCCAAGCAGCUCCUCAGGCCGACAACUCCGGCGAAGAGUUUGACUUCAGUGGUGUUCCCAGCACCUCAACCAACGAUGAAGGGCAGACCGGCGGACUCUCUCGAGCUCGGGCUCGCCCUCGCACAAGUGGCAACACUUUCGCUGGAUCAUCAACCCUUGCGAUGCGCCCAGCCAGUCCUGCUGCAGCAAUGACAGUGACAUCGGAUACAAGGGCACCAUCAGCGUCAAGCAGUCGCUCUAGAAACACGGCCUUGGAUAUUGCAUACUAUUUUGUCAAGGCGGCCAAAGCCUCCGUACCUGAUUUCAGAGAGAAAUCUGCCUCGAACCCGAAGCUUAAAUUCGAGUUUUCUGCCAAUACCUCCAACACCACGCUCAGGAACCACUUGGAGAACGUGCACAAAGAGGAGUACCUUCACCUCUGCGCCGAGAAGGGAUGGAACAACCUGCUUCCAAAGUCGCAAGUUCAGGCGGUAGCAGCCCUGGAAGCAGCUCAUGGCACUCAAGGUGCUUUCUGUACCCCCUUUACCCAAAAGGCUUUCAUCCAGCAUCUAAUCAAUUUCGUUGUUGCAGAUGAUCAGGUUGGCCACUGGACACUUGACAAUGCCUCCAUGAAUGCAAAGUUCUUGGAAGAACUCCAAGUCCUUCUUGAAGCGAGGGAUAUUCCCUUCAAUGCAAAGGAUAGACACAUCAUGUGUUUCCCCCACGUUAUCAACAUAUGUGUAACACACGUAAUUGAGAGCUUUACUGAUCUAGCUCUCGCUAGCGAUGAAGCCGAAUUUGCAGCAGCCCUCCCUCCUGCGGAUGCACAUCAACAAACCUUCGACGAGGCUUGUGCUCGGGAUCCUAUCGCACUAUGCUGUGGCGCUGUUUGUGCGAUCCGUGCCUCUGGUAAACGGAGCGAAAUGUUCCAGGAUAUUAUUUGUGACAGUAACGAGAAGGAGUGGUUCAAGGCAGCCAACGACCCCAACAAGAUCAUCAAGCUUGAGAAUCUUGAACUUCUUCGUGACGUUCGACAUCGAUGGGACUCUCUCUACAAGAUGAUCCACCGAUUCCGGGAGAUGCGACAAGCUUGCAAUUAUUUCCUGUUGUUGCCCCCGAACAGGGAGCUAACAAAGUUCUGCAUGACUGACCGCAAGUGGAAAGUCCUUGAAAAUUUCGAGAUGAUUUUGAGUGUUGGUGUUGAAUGGGCGGUCAAGUAUUACAAUAAAAUGGACAUGACAAAGGCAUACAUGAUUGCAAUGGUCCUCAAUCCCUCCAUCCGUCUAUCAUGGAUUCGAAAAAAUUGGGAUGAAGAAUUCAUCGAUGAGGCCAACCAAACCAUCAAGGACUUGAUGGUGGAAUAUCGUGCUCAUGCCAAUCCCAAAAUGCCAGCUCGUCGAAGUCCUGCAACAACGUGGCAAGGAUUUGGUCUUGACGAGCUGGCUGAACGCUACGGGCUUUAUGACCUGAUGGAUUUCAUGGACAACAACACACGCCGCAACCAGAGUAUUGAUGAGGAGUUCAUGGCCUACUUUAUGGCACCGCUUUCUGAGAAAGGGACGGACAUUCUGAAGUUCUGGGAAAUCCAUGAAUCAAGUUUCCCGACUCUUUUCGCAAUAGCGCUCAACUACCUUCCCAUCCAAGCCUUGGCAGUACCUUGUGAGCACGUUUUUUCAUCAAGUGCGGAGACAGAUACGAUGCAACAAAAUCGAAUGCAUGCAACCUUGAUGGAAGCACUGCAAAUGCUCAAGUUCUUGCUGAAGACGAAACAGCUCAACUUCAUGGAAGGCUUAGAAACACCAGAAAUAGAUAUGCUGGUGCCUGCCGAUGACGAAACGGACUUAUUAGGACAAGUGGCCUCUGAGUGGAACAGUAAUAUAGACACCCUACUCACAGCUCUUGGUCAAUACAAUGAUGAUGACACAUAG
Messenger RNA from Cyclocybe aegerita, 2010 nucleotides. The record is from the annotation of a GenBank genome assembly. NCBI's taxonomy places the organism in Eukaryota, Fungi, Basidiomycota, Agaricomycetes, Agaricales, Hemipholiotaceae.